Molecule: messenger RNA, 933 nt
Organism: Durio zibethinus
Lineage: Eukaryota; Viridiplantae; Streptophyta; Magnoliopsida; Malvales; Malvaceae
Product: heavy metal-associated isoprenylated plant protein 44-like
Molecular function (GO): metal ion binding
Source: RefSeq, a predicted model, not a curated record
UUUUUUUUAAUCUCAAAUGAAAUAUAUGUGCGGACUUACGGGAUGUCUAAGAUGCAAGAUUAAUUCUGAUCUGCUUUGGACCCACACCCACUAAGAAUUUGAUCAAGAUCACUACCAAAUUGUGGCAUAAGUGGACCAUGUCAGCUAGCUAGGUUCCUCAAAAGACAAUCCUAACUGGCAGUAUCAUCGAUCUCCCAAGAAAAAGCAAAGUUAGAUCCGUCAAACCCAAUCAUUUAAAUUGCUUGAGACUCACAUUGCUUUGGGCAGACGGGAGUGUACUCUUUGGAGUUGGAGUCUUGAAGCUUGAGCUUACAGGUCAUCACACAAAAGCCGCUCUUGAUGUAACCGUUUUCUUGUUAUCUGGUUUUCAAUGCUGGCUAUUUGCUUCUCUUUCCAAAAAGUAAACCAAAGCAGAUCCUUGCGCCUGGUUUUAGUAUGCAGACCCAAGACCCAGAAGCCCUCACUUUAAUGUUUAUUCAAUCUUUUUACUUGUCCCCUCCCCUCCCCUUCCCUCUGCUCUGUAUAUAUAUAUAUAUAUAACCAACCUGACAUUCUCCAUUUGUUUCAUUCAUUCUCAACUCGUCAUUCCAAUUGUUUGUCAUAAAUCAUUGUUUUGCUGCAUCUUCGAGAAAGCAGAGUUACUCAUGGAGAGCGUUGAAUUGAAGGUGGAGAUGGUUGGCUUACAUGAGAAAAGACUCAGGAAAUGCCUCUCAAAGCUGAAAGGAAUAGAGAAAGUAGAAGUGGAUGGGCAGGGCGAGAAGGUAGUGGUGACAGGAUAUGCACACCGGAACAAAAUACUGAAAGCCAUCAGGAGAGGUGGUUUAAAAGCAGACUUUUGGUCCGCUCACAACGAGCUUCUUAAUGCUUAUGCUGUCUCCACUGCAAGUAAUUAUGGAAACUUGAGAUUCAACAACUUCAACAUCUUCUAGCAGG